AUUUAUGAACUGUAAGUCGUCGAUGCUUAUGUGAUAAAUCCCCCGAGUAGAAACUUGAGAAGUCGCCUAUAUAUACCCUUCUUUCUCUUGUUCUUCCCUUGCAUCUCCAAGUCUUUCACCGACGUGAAUCGGGAAGAACACAAGACCGAAAGAGAGCAAGCCUUGAUGGGAUCCAAAACCCGGCUUCUGUCCCUCCUCACCCCAAUCCAACUCCUGCAGGCUUUCUUCUGUUUUCUUUUAGCUCUGACACUCGCCCUCCAUGCCAUACUCUCUUCCACCUCCACCCUUCUACUUGACCACAACAUCAGACUCGUCCUCUCGCAACAUAGGAUUGCACUCUUCUCCCUUCUAUGGUGCACCUUGGUCGCUCUCCUCACCUACCUCUCCACGCGGCCUCGACCGGUCCUCCUCCUCGACUAUGCUUGUUUCCGCCCCGACACGGAUCGCAAAUGCAGUUACGAGACGUGCGAGUACUUCGUCCGCCGCAGCCGCCGCUACAACGACGUCAGCGAGCAGUUCAUGAGCGGGAUCUACCACAAGUCCGGCCUCGGCGACGAGACCUAUGUGCCGUCCUUCAUCUUCCAGAACGACUACGAAGCCAAGCUGCAGUCGGCGCUCGAGGAAGCCGAGGAGGGCAUGACGGCCGCCGUCGACGCCCUUCUCGCGAAAACCAACGUCCCGGCCUCCGCUAUCGACCUCCUCAUCGCGACUUGUGGCAUGUUCGCUCCGUGCCCCUCACUGACGUCCCUUCUCGUUCACCAUUACCGCCUCCCGGAGUCGACCACGACCUACAACCUCAGCGGCAUGGGGUGCAGCUCCGGCGUGGGGGCCAUCGACCUCGCGGCAAGAAUACUAAAAAGUUCACGUAAAAUUCGCUAUGCGCUCGUCGUGAUCACCGAGAGCAUAAGCCUCAACUGGUACUUCGGAGAUAACCGCUCCAUGCUGGUGACCAACUGCAUCUUCCGCGUCGGCACCGCCGCGGUCCUCAUCACCAACGACCCAGCCAAGCGUGAUGUCGCCAAGAUGGAGUUCCUCCACUCCCUCCGCACGCACCACGGCGCGGACGACGCCUCCUACCGUGCCGCCUACCAAGAGGAGGACGAUGCCGGCACCGUGGGCGUCGCGCUAAAGAAGGAUCUUAUCCGUGUUGCCGGCGAGGGUCUGCGCGCCCACAUACGGCUCCUGGCGCCCAGGGCACUGCCGUGGUCCCAGCUGAUACAAUAUGCCUAUCACGUGGUGAGUGGGUGGGUGAGGAAAGGCGACCAGAAGCAGAAGGUGCCGGAUUUCACGACGGCGUUCGAGCACAUGUGCGUGCACACGGGAGGGAAGGCGGUGAUCGAGUCGGUGGGCCGGCUGAUGCAGCUCGACGACAGCGUGACGGAGCCGGCGCGGAUGUGCCUGCACCGCUUCGGGAACACGUCGAGCAGCCUGGUGUUCUACGAGUUGGCCUACUUUGAUGCCAAGGGACGUAUAAAGAGCGGGGACAAAAUAUGGAUGCUGGCAUUCGGGACGGGGUUCAAAGUCUGCAGCCUGGUGUGGAGGGCGCUCGGGGACUCUGUGAUGGAGCCAGACAACCCAUGGAAGGAUUGCAUCCACAGGUACCCCAUGAAGACGUGGUAAUAAAUAAUCAGUCAAAUGCAUCCAUGGGUGCCUGUGCGUAAAGUUGAAACGUGAAAGCUGAGGGUGACGGUGAAUAAAUUGAUAAUCCACCCAUCUUGAUUUGAUUUUAUCCCAUCUCUAACAAGCUGGAGAUGGAUACAAUGUCAUAAUCAAAUUAUUAUAUAUAGCAGUAUUAUCAUCAUCAAGAUAUGGAUAGCUUUGUUAA
Messenger RNA from Musa acuminata AAA Group (dessert banana), 1825 nucleotides. RefSeq names its product 3-ketoacyl-CoA synthase 4. Gene Ontology annotation, biological process: fatty acid biosynthetic process. Gene Ontology annotation, molecular function: acyltransferase activity, transferring groups other than amino-acyl groups. The record is from RefSeq and is a predicted model, not a curated record. Gene Ontology annotation, cellular component: membrane. The transcript has a single exon. NCBI's taxonomy places the organism in Eukaryota, Viridiplantae, Streptophyta, Magnoliopsida, Zingiberales, Musaceae. Bases 166 to 1620 code for a protein of 484 amino acids.